AUGGCUGGAGAGAUCCAAGAAAAGGACAAAAUGACAUUUCCGUUUCUUUAUAUACCUUAUCCCAUUCAGGAAGAAUUCAAGGCUAAACUUUAUCAGGUCUUGGAGACUGAGAAGACUGGCAUAUUUGAAAGCCCAACUGGAAUGGGAAAAUGUCUGAGUCUUAUUUGUGGAGCCCUCACAUGGCUCCAAGACUUUGAAGGGAAGAAGAGACAGGAAGAGGCCCGGCUGCUAGCAAUGGAAAGCAAUGGAAAGGAUUUAAAAGAACAGCCUGCAAAGGGCAGCACAGAGACUGCAGGUAGCCAGGUACCAACCGGGGAGCCUGACUGGAUUGCCCAUUUUGUGCAGAAGAAAGAAGAACGGGAAAUGGUACAAAAGCUGAAGGAAGAGCAAAUCAGGAAGAAGAAGAGAGAAGAACGUCUUGAGCAAAUUCGCCACAAUGUGCAGCUGAAGUACACAUCUAAAAGAAAGAGGAUUGAGGAGGAGACAGAGCAGCUGCUCCAGCUCAGUAAGGAAGUGUUGUCUAACCUGGGUGAGUUGGGGACUUUGGAGCCGUUGGAUCAGAAUGAGGAAGAUCUGAUCCUUGCUGAGUACGAGACUGACGAGGAGAAGAAAGUGGGAAGGAGGUUAAGUGAAGAUUAAGAUGAUACAGAGGAGGAGCAUAUAACUAAGAUUUACUACUGCAGCCGUACGCAUUCCCAGCUGGCCCAGUUUGUACAUGAGGUUCAGAAGAGCCCUUUUGGUAAGGAGACUUGGCUGGUCUUCUUGGGGUCUAGGCAGAACCUGUUUGUGAAUGAGGAAGUGAGAUGCCUGGGAGCCAUCCAGCUCAUAAAUGAUCGCUGUAUGGAGAUGCAGAAGAAAAC
Molecule: messenger RNA, 860 nt
Organism: Rhineura floridana
Lineage: Eukaryota; Metazoa; Chordata; Lepidosauria; Squamata; Rhineuridae
Product: putative ATP-dependent RNA helicase DDX11-like protein 8
Exons: 1
Coding region: 1-639 (212 amino acids)
Biological process (GO): establishment of sister chromatid cohesion
Cellular component (GO): nucleus
Molecular function (GO): DNA helicase activity; hydrolase activity, acting on acid anhydrides, in phosphorus-containing anhydrides; ATP binding
Source: RefSeq, a predicted model, not a curated record